UUUACCCUAAUCUUCUCCCUUCGCCAUCACUUCAGCACCAGAGCAACGAGAGCGAGCCGCAAGCUUGGUGCUGCAGAAGAAGUGCUCUUCUUGAGAAUCCAUUUCUCAGAAGAAUAGCUUCCUUCUGCGGAAUAUCACCUUCAUAUAUAUAUAUAUAUCUGAGCAAUAAAAAAUGGCUCGCUCUCCCGCCAACGCUAAGCUUCUCGUCGAUGGUCUUUCCCUUUCUGUCUUCCGGAGGUGCUAUGCGGCUGCGCCACAAGGGGCAGUGCUCGGUAGGGAAGGGUCAAGAAGUGGUACGAUGAGGAAAGUGGAAGAAAGGGGUGCGAUUAAAGAAGAUUCAGGGGCGUCAUCUGCAUGGGCUCCAGAUCCCAUCACAGGGUACUACAGGCCAGCAAAUUGUGGUGCUGAGAUCGACCCAGCUGAGCUUCGAGAAAUGUUAUUGAACCACAGGGUUAGGCCACAGUAGAACGAGAAGAACUGGCGGCUGCCCACAAGGUUAUGGUCUGUGGUGGUGUUCACUCUCGUCCCUUUUGGGCAGCUUAUAACUUAAUAGUUUGUUUUGGCUUUUUUUGUUAUGAUGAUCUUCCAUGAGGAGUAGUAUUAGAAAUAUAUCCAACUUCCUAGCUAGCUCUUUUUAUGGGCUCUUGCA
Molecule: messenger RNA, 649 nt
Organism: Manihot esculenta (cassava)
Lineage: Eukaryota; Viridiplantae; Streptophyta; Magnoliopsida; Malpighiales; Euphorbiaceae
Product: late embryogenesis abundant protein Lea5
Exons: 2
Coding region: 173-466 (97 amino acids)
Biological process (GO): response to stress
Cellular component (GO): mitochondrion
Source: RefSeq, a predicted model, not a curated record